AUUCUUAAUUAUUUGAUAAACAAAGUAAAAUAAAAAAACUUAUAAAACAUGGUUGAACGCAUUGAAGAUUUAAAUUUACCAAAUGCUGUCAUUACACGUCUCAUCAAAGAAGGUCUGCCGGACAGUGCCAAUGUUUCCAAAGAAGCUAGAGCGGCCAUUGCCAGAGCUGCUUCUGUGUUUGUUAUAUUUCUUACAUCCACUUCUACAUCGUUGGCCCGUAAACAAAAUCAUAAAACCAUUACGGCCACAAAUAUUUUAGAUGCCUUGAAACAACUGGAGUUUGAGAGUUUUGUGGAGCCGCUAACAAAAGAUUUGGAAUCCUAUCGAAAAAUUGUGAAAGAUAAGAAGGAUAAGAACAAGAAAGAGGCAGUUGUUACAGAGAAUGGUGGUGCUGUUGAGAAGGAAGCGGAGACGACGGAGGCCACAUAGAUUUGUAGUAGUAAGAGCAGAGUUUGUUUAUUUUAAGUUGUAUUAUGGAUUUUUUUAAUUACAUACUUAACAAGAACAAAGAUUUUGGUAAUAAAUAUACAUAGCUUAGUAAAAAAUAAA
Calliphora vicina (urban bluebottle blowfly) is the source of this 549-nucleotide messenger RNA. It is a transcript of the gene Chrac-14, whose product is annotated as DNA polymerase epsilon subunit 3 Chrac-14. Gene Ontology annotation, molecular function: protein heterodimerization activity; chromatin DNA binding. Bases 49 to 429 code for a protein of 126 amino acids. Gene Ontology annotation, biological process: heterochromatin formation; DNA damage response; leading strand elongation. The transcript has a single exon. The record is from RefSeq and is a predicted model, not a curated record. Lineage: Eukaryota; Metazoa; Arthropoda; Insecta; Diptera; Calliphoridae. Gene Ontology annotation, cellular component: CHRAC; epsilon DNA polymerase complex.